This is a messenger RNA of Brugia pahangi, 1413 nucleotides long. NCBI's taxonomy places the organism in Eukaryota, Metazoa, Nematoda, Chromadorea, Rhabditida, Onchocercidae. The record is from the annotation of a GenBank genome assembly.
AUGAUGAUGAAUGAAAUGCAUUGGAAAGCUACAACAAUUCUUAUAUGUGCAUAUGGAAUAGUGAAAGAAUUUCGGCCAGCAACACCUUUCCUUACACCGUACCUGGUUUCAUCUUUCAAAAAUUUCACUGAUGUUGAAUUGUACAGUGAAAUUUAUCCAUUCUGGACAUAUUCAUAUUUAUUUUUUUUAGUGCCAAUAUUUUUUUUAACUGAUAUUUUACGAUAUAAACCGAUUAUUGUAUUAGAAGCUCUUAGCUUGUUUGGUACUUGGGCGCUACUUUUAUGGGGUAAAACGGUAUGGCAUAUGCAAAUUAUGCAAAUCUUAUUCGGUUUAUCAUCAGCUGCUGAAAUAGCUUAUUAUUCGUAUAUGUACGCUGUAGUUAAUCAAAAAUAUUAUAAACUUAUCACAUCAUAUAUACGAGCUGCUGCUUUGGUUGGCAAAUUUUUUGCUUUUGGUUUUGCUCAAUUUCUUAUAUCAUUUGAAUAUGGUUCAUAUCUUCUUUUAAAUCAGAUAUCAUUUGGUGCAGUUUGUAUAGUUCUUGGAAUUGCUGCUAUUCUACCAUCAAUACCAUCUAAGAUAGCUAAUAAUAAAGUUGUUGAAAGUGUUGAUGAUACACCUAAACUUUCUCAUAUUCCAACAAAUUAUGAAGAAGGAUCACGAAAUGAUCAACGAAAUUUUGAAGAAAGAACAGCUUUAAGUACUAAUGCACCAAAUGUUGAUCAUGGAAUAGUUGCCUAUUUUCGCUCCAUUUGGUAUCAUUUUAAAAUUUUCAAACGAGAUAAGAUUGUCCUAAAAUGGAGCAUUUGGUGGGCAUUAACUAGCUGUGGUGUUUUUCAGGUUAUGAACUAUGUACAAACAUUAUGGGCUACAAUGCAAACAUCUUCUGAUAUUUAUAAUGGUAUUACUGAAUGUGCUAAUACUUUUAUUGGAGCAUUUAUAAGUUUUUUGGUACAAUAUAUGAACGUGAAUUGGUCAAAACGAGGUGAACACGUACUGCUAGUAACGUCAGCGUUUAUUGCUAUUCUACUUAUUAUUAUGUCUCAAAUAGAAAUUGUCUACGUAACUUACGUGUUAUAUGUUAUUGUGAUAACCAUUUAUAAUUUACUGAUAACGGUUGCAAGUGUGAAUAUAGCAAUGCAAUUAGAUUCUGCAAGUUAUGGAUUAGUAUUUGGUUGGAAUACAUUUUUAGCAUUAUUAUUACAAACUAUUCUUACAUUUGCAGUAGCAGAUAAACAUGGUUUCUCGUUAUCAAUUCGAACUCAGUUUUUUGUUUAUGGUUAUUAUUUUGCUCUGGUUUCUAUUAUGUUUGCUGUAAUACUUGGCUACAAAUUUAUGAAAUAUUUAUUUUGUCAUCAUCGUUCAAUAUCUGAACCAAUAUCCACCACUACUGCUCAUCAUACAACUACUCUCUAA